This is a messenger RNA of Aureobasidium musti, 2736 nucleotides long. Lineage: Eukaryota; Fungi; Ascomycota; Dothideomycetes; Dothideales; Saccotheciaceae. The record is from the annotation of a GenBank genome assembly.
AUGGACGACCGUGGACGGCCGAUUCGGUCGUCCUCGAGAAGGUCUUCCACUCAGAGAAUCAGACCGCGUCCUCGAGCAUCCAAUCAAUCGCUCCACAGCGCUGGCCGACCACAGGAGAACACGACCUUCACCUCAUUCGAACCCUUUUCACCACCGAAUAACGUCACGUCGAGCUACAACAGCAAUGCGAGUACCAUGGCGAAUGGUCUUGCAGUCAUGAACGGCAACGGUAGCAAUCACGCUGGUCGAGAUGACGCCUCCGUUCGCUCUUAUUCGUCUAGCAAACGGUCCCGUUCAAUCUACGCUCCCGACAGACAAAACUCUCUUGCUGAAGAUAUUUACGGCGAAGUUGCCGCCAGUUCAGGCAACGAGACUGAAGCCGAAGCUGCUUCUGGCUCCGAGCAGGACACACGACCACUUGAACAAGUUUCGGCCGCCUCGCAUUCGCUAAUCAACGUUCUCAAUAUGGCUCCUAAAGACGAGUCUCGCCCACCUCUCUUCAACGACGUCAACGACCAACUCAACAAUCCUCAAGUCCUCCAGAAGUCCGACGACAGGACAAUCGUAGCCUACGUCAAGCGUCAGGGCGGUGCAGGCAAGGUCAUCCGAAGACUGGCCAAAGAUGUCAGCGAUCGUGAUGCUGAGAUCUCACGGUUGCGCAGAAAAGUCGAAGAGUUUGGUACAUUGUUCAAAGACCACCUGAUGGCUGUUCACGAGAUGUCAAGACUGGAGGCCGACAGAACAGUGCGUGAUUCGCCCGUCUUCUCAAAACCAUCCGCAAACGAUCUACAAGAAGAGUUGGAAUCUGCUUCAUCGGACAAUCUCUUUGGCGAAAGCCGUGCUGCUCUAUCUAGUGACUCGCUCACAGUCACAGCCAACACACAAGUCCCUGUCUCGCCUCUUAUCAGGAAAGACGCCUCGGCUAGCCCAAGCUUUCCUUCUGGUUCCUCGACUAUCCGUGCAUCACGCAAUGCUGCCGGCAACUUGAAGGUCGACACAAUGCCUAAGCAGCGAGGUGGCAUUUUCAAUCUGUUUGGUGGUCAGGGCUCUGUCCGCCAGCCAGCCAAACAACAGAAUCGGCAUUCGAUUGCUUCGAUGCUGGACCCGAGGAUGCUGGGCAUUCGCAGUCCAAGCAUCGCACAAACUACUCGUUCAAACUCCAUGUCAUCUUACAAGCCCUUGGAGAUGGAGCAAAAGAUCGAGAAUGAGGAUCUGCCACCACCUCUGCUUGACAUGAAAAUUAUCAAGAUCAUUUUCCGGGCUUUCAUCGCUGACAACUACGGGUUCAUCAUUGAUGGUCCUCGGGUUCAACAGUGGCUCUGGUCUCUGGAGAGACAUAGAUUCGUCCCCAAGAGUCGCACUACUUCCAUCGCCACUCGAGCUACUUCUGGUACCCGUUCUGCAUCAAUUGCUUCUAUUGAGGAGAGCAACGAGGACGCUAUUGACGCCCCGGCCCAAGAAGACGGAACCACUGAGGCCAAUGAAGAGUCUCGUCCGUGGCAUGAAUUUCUCACACUCGAAGUCACCAAACAAGCCUUGCUUUCACGUCUUCCCAUUCAACUCCAUGGCAACAAGAUGACCGACAGUGCUAGCAUCUCUUCGGUCGAGACUGACGAUAGCAUCCCGCGGUUGGAAGACCUUUGCGACCCUGCAGACUUCACCCAACAUGCAGAGCGUCUGCGUGAUGAGAUCUCGACCGAAUACACUCAGCUUCAGGUUGCUAGAGAGCAAGCGUAUGACCGGCUGAUGGCCAAGGUUGAAGAGCCGAAACUUGCUAGCAACAGGUUCUCACGGAUGUUCACCACUGCAUCAGAACCAGUACCCAAGAACCGCGUUGAAGCCAUGGGUACCAGUACUGUGGGCAUUGCGAACCUUGCACAGUCGGGGGUCAGUGGACCCUUUGUGAAGUUUAUUCUCGACGGUGUGCCCAUGAAGAUGCGUGCCAAAAUCUGGCUGGAAAGUGCACAAUCAAGCAUUCACUAUUCGCCUGAGGAUUUCAGUAUGUUGGCUGCUGAAUACAACUCAAAUCCGGAUGACCAAAGAUAUCUACAUGAUAUUGAGAUGGACACGCCUCGUACCCUGACCAACAAUGUGUACUUUCGUAAGGAGAAAAACCAGGAUGCGCUGGCGUUGCUACUCGGCUGCUUCGCCAUCAGGAACAAGGACAUCGGAUACUGUCAAGGCUUCAACAUCAUUGCUGGCUACUUGUUGCUCGCGAUGCCCACCACUGAACAAGCCUUCUGGGUUUUCUGUUUCCUGAUCGAGAAAGUGCUGCCAACGUCAUACUUCACUGCUGAACAUGAUUGGCAAGGCCCUCGCGCUGACACCAUCGUACUGCGUCACUACAUUCAAGCUUUGAUGCCUCGUCUAGGUGCUCACCUCGACGAGCUAGACGUCCUCGAUGAACAGACUGUGCCCAUUAACUGGUUCCUCACAGCCUUUGCAUCCACAUUGUCAGUAGAGGCACUGUUCCGUGUGUGGGAUGUUGUAUUGGGUAUCCCUGGACAGAACCAACAAGUCUUCCUACUGCAUGUGGCCAUCGCGCUUCUGAAGCUCAACGAAGACGAGCUGUUGAAGCUGGACUCGGCUGCCGCUGUUUAUGAUUACAUGGAUCGCAAGAUGGCUAGAGGUGUAGUCACUAUCGAUGGACUGAUUCAAGCGUCCUCAAGAUUGGGACCGAUUGUUACUGCGAAGAGUGUUGAGAAGAGAAGAGCCGAGGCUGCUAAGUCGCUGUGA